CGUGCCGGCCGGCUGCCCAGGCGGCCUCCCCCGCCCCCUCGGCGUCCGGCUCCCGCCCCCGGCUUCGCCUCCCGCUGCCGCCGCCGCCGACGCCGCCGCAGCCGCUACUGCCGCUGCCGCCGCUUCUCGCGGCCUGGGCCUCCCGCCGUCAGCAUGCCACACGCCUUCAAGCCCGGGGACUUGGUGUUCGCUAAGAUGAAGGGCUACCCGCACUGGCCAGCCCGGAUUGAUGACAUCGCCGACGGUGCCGUGAAGCCCCCACCCAACAAGUACCCCAUCUUUUUCUUUGGCACACACGAAACAGCCUUCCUGGGACCCAAGGACCUGUUCCCCUACGACAAGUGUAAAGACAAGUACGGGAAACCCAACAAGAGGAAAGGCUUCAAUGAAGGGCUGUGGGAGAUCCAGAACAACCCCCACGCCAGCUACAGUGCCCCUCCGCCAGUGAGCUCCUCUGACAGCGAGGCCCCCGAGGCCAACCCCACCGGUGGCAGUGAUGCUGAUGAGGACGACGAGGACCGGGGGGUCAUGGCUGUCACAACGGUGACCGCCACAGCUGCCAGCGACAGGAUGGAGAGCGACUCAGACUCAGACAAGAGCAGUGACAACAGCGGCCUGAAGAGGAAGACGCUGGCGCUAAAGGUAGGGGAGGACUGUGGCGGGCUGGCCCUUCGUCCCCUCGCUCUCAUGCCCGCCUGGCAGCCUGCUCUCCCUCCCCUGCCUAGUACCCCCCUCCACGCCGAGGAGGAGGAGGUGGAAGGCCCAGCAGCUGCUGGUGUGCGCAGGGCCGCCUGGGAUCCGGGUUUCCACGUGGGUGGAGGUGGGUUUUGGGCUGGACGGGGCUGGGAGCUGGGUCGUGAGCCGAGGCCUGCAGAGCCUGGCGGCGUCCGGGGUGCAGGAGCCCUUCUGGCCGGGUGCGCCCCGCUUCUCACGGCGGGGCUCCUCAUGCUCAGGCCUGUCCCUGCUUCUCCCCAGAAGGCGCCGUCGGCCUCCGACUCCGACUCCAAGGCAGACUCGGACGGGGCCAAGCCUGAGCCGGUGGCCGUAGCGCGGUCGGCGUCCUCCUCCUCCUCCUCCUCCUCGUCCUCCGACUCGGACGUGUCUGUGAAGAAGCCUCCGAGGGGCAGGAAGCCAGCUGAGAAGCCUCCCCCAAAACCGCGAGGGCGGAAACCGAAGCCUGAGCGGCCUCCGUCCAGCUCCAGCAGCAACAGUGACAGCGACGAGGUUGACCGCAUCAGUGAGUGGAAGCGGCGGGACGAGGCGCGGCGGCGGGAGCUGGAGGCCCGGCGGCGGCGCGAGCAGGAGGAGGAGCUGCGGCGGCUGCGGGAGCAGGAGAAGGAGGAGAAGGAGCGGAGGCGCGAGCGGGCCGAGCGCGGGGAGGCCGAGCGGGGCAGCGGCGGCAGCAGCGGCGACGAGCUCAGGGACGACGACGAGCCCGUCAAGAAGCGGGGACGCAAGGGCCGGGGCCGGGGACCCCCGUCCUCGUCCGACUCCGAGCCUGAGGCCGAGCUGGAGAGAGAGGCCAAGAAAUCAGCCAAGAAGCUGCAGUCCCCAAGCACAGAGUCCGCCAGGAAACCUGGCCAGAAGGAGAAGAGAGUGCGGCCUGAGGAGAAGCCUCGAGCCAAGCCCGUGAAGGUGGAGCGGACCCGGAAGCGGUCCGAGGGCUUCUCGCUGGACAGGAAGGUGGAGAAGAAGAAAGAGCCCUCUGUGGAGGAGAAGCUACAGAAGCUGCACAGUGAGAUCAAGUUCGCCCUGAAGGUCGACAGCCCGGACGUGAAGAGGUGCCUGAAUGCCCUGGAGGAGCUAGGGACCCUGCAGGUGACCUCGCAGAUCCUCCAGAAGAACACAGAUGUGGUGGCCACCUUGAAGAAGAUUCGCCGUUACAAAGCAAACAAGGACGUGAUGGAGAAGGCGGCAGAAGUCUACACCCGGCUCAAGUCGAGGGUCCUGGGCCCAAAGAUCGAGGCGGUGCAGAAAGCGAACAAGGCUGGGACAGAGAAGGAGAAAGCCGAGGAGAAGCUGCCCGGGGAGGAGCUAGCUGGGGAGGAGGCCCCCCAGGAGAAGGCGGAGGACAAGCCCAGCACUGAUCUCUCUGCCCCGGUGAACGGCGAAGCCUCAUCGCAGAAGGGGGAGAGCGUGGAGGACAAGGAGCAUGAGGAGGGUCAGGACUCGGAGGAGGGGCCGAGAUGUGGCUCCUCUGAAGACCUGCACGACAGCCUGCGGGAGGGCCCUGACCUGGACAGGCCUGGGAGCGACCGGCCGGAGCACGAGAGGGCGCGGGGGGACUCGGCGGCCCUGGACGAGGAGAGCUGAGCCAAGGGCCCCAGGGCCCAGCCCCUGCCCCAGCUCAGCCCGCCGCAGGCUGCCCGUCUCCUUCCCUGGCUGGCGGGAGAGCAGAGCGAGAACUGUGGGGAAGCGCCGUGCUGUUUGUAUUUGGUCCCUUGGGUUUUUUUUUUUUUUGCCUAAUUUCUGUGAUUUCCAAGCACCAUGAAAUGAUGAUAAAGGGUUUUUUAAUGAAACA
Molecule: messenger RNA, 2521 nt
Organism: Sapajus apella (tufted capuchin)
Lineage: Eukaryota; Metazoa; Chordata; Mammalia; Primates; Cebidae
Gene: HDGFL2
Product: HDGF like 2
Exons: 14
Coding region: 154-2313 (719 amino acids)
Biological process (GO): regulation of transcription by RNA polymerase II
Cellular component (GO): nucleus
Molecular function (GO): double-stranded DNA binding; transcription coregulator activity
Source: RefSeq, a predicted model, not a curated record